CAAAGAAGCCUUGAGCAAGUGGACUCAGCUAUGGCUGGAUUACAAUUUGGUUUUAUACAUUUAAGGGAAACAAGAAUUACAAGUAAAGUAAUAAAUCAAUACUUGGAAGGCAUACAUUGGUUUGGCCCUAAAAGGUGGGACAUCUCAAAGCAGGGGCUUAGAAGUUAUAGGUGGGUUUAGGGAUUGUUUAGUUGACAAUUGGCUGAAAGAGUAAGGCUUUGUCUAAAAGACCAGGAGUCAGUGGAAAGAAAUUAAGAUAAGGGUCUUCUAUGUUUUAUGUGAUGCUGUACCAGAAUCAGGCUGGGAAGUAAACCACAUUAUAUUGGGUUAACAAAACCUGUUUAGUGAGAUUUUAUCAUUUGUAGACAUGACUCACCAGGCCUCCUUAGAAAGGAAUUUGGGGGCAAAAGAAAAGAUCAGAGUUCAGUCCUCACAUGUAUUAAACUCCCAAUACCAUUCACAGUCACUCUAAAAAGUACGAAAUAGGUGUAAAUCUGAGGAAAUAUGUGCAGGUUGGCUGAGUGUGAAUUCAAAUAAUUACUUUUGGGUGAUGGAACAUUUCUGUAUCUUUAUUGUAGUGGUGCUUACACAAAUCUUUUCAUGAUAUAAAAUUGUUAGAUCUGUACAUGCACACAUACAUUAAUGCAGUUUUAAAAAAUAUUGAAAGCAAAAUUAGGCCUGUAGUCUAGUUAUUAGUUAAUAGUAAUGUACCAAUGUCAAUUUCCUGGUUUUGAUAUUAUACUAUAUCUACAGAAAAUGUCACCAUUGGGGGAAGCUGGACAAAAGACACAAGGUCUUUUGGUACUAUUUUUGCAAUUUCCUAUGAGUCUAUAAUUAUAUUAAAUGUUAAAAAAAUGAGAUGAGGCCAAGGAGAUGUUUCAGAAAUGACUGGAGGAACCAGGUUCUUCAAAUGAAUAGGGCUCAAUCCAAUUUAGACCAAAAAGUUUCUAUGUGGCUUAAGUCUAUAUUUCAGUGGCUCUUUCUUUUUCAGUUAUCUUUUCAUUGUAUUAUAUAAGUAAUACUUAUAGAUAUAUAUAUGGAUAUACAUACAUAUAUAUAGGAAGAGUUGGGGCAGAGGGAAAACUUUCUUUGUCCUGGGAAGGUUCACUGAAAGAUCACCUCACAAUAGAGCAGAUUAAUUAGAGAAAAGAUAUACAAAUUUUAUUGUUACCGUACACUCUGGGAGUAUCAAAGAGUGAUUGCACAAUAUCUUAAUGAGACCCAAAUAUUUAUAUAUCCUCAUAUAUUUAUAUAUGAGGAUAUAUAAAUAUUUAUAUAUCCUCAUUUUCAGAGGAAAGGAUGGAGAUAGGGAAUAUGAAUAAUUUGCUUGAGGAGCAAAUAAAUGGUUACUAGGGAGGAUGAAUAGAUAUUUGGGAGAAUGAAUGGAUGGGGGAAAGCAGAUUGACUUGCAAAUGAGUCACUUUGGAAACUAAAUUAACCUGAGAAAUAGGCAUUAUUUUGCAAAAGGUUUGGGCCAAGUCUAGUUGCAUUCUUGACCUUCUUUCCUGAAAAAGAUAAUGAGAUAACACCAGGUGGGAAAAGAAAGACAAUUGUUCUUGAUGGUUCCCUCCGGUCUUUAUGGAAAUAGAGGGAAAGCCCCUUCCAAAGCCUGUUAUCUCUCAGGGUCUUUAAUUUAAAAUACACUUUACACAAAGGAGUGACAUUUUAGGGUGAAAUUUCCUGCACUCCUUCAGGAGUAAAAAGUGUAAGUCUUCCUUCUUACAGCCUAAACCAGAACAACGUUGAGCAAUUUGAUACAUCUACCCUGGCAUUUUUGGAUGCAUUUAUACCCACGCUUGGAUGUGUUGUUGACAAAAUCAUGAUAUCACGCAAUAACUUAGUGGCUCUGUAACUGGCUACUUUUUAUUGGACCUAGAAGAUAGGACAAUUACCCAAUCAGUGUGUGUGUGACUCUGCUAAGUUCCUUAAACAGUUCCACAGGAUGCUAUAGAGAUGUUCAAGUGCGCCAGCAAACAGGCAAGUUGAGAAGGCCUAAAUACCCAGGUCAGUCCUUGUGAAAACUGGGAUGGGGUCAUGGUGAACCUACUUCUUUGCAGACAGUUUUCUUAAAGCCAUGACCAUAACGAACCGUGAGCAUUUCCCUGCUUCAGGAAAUAGUCUGGAAAAACAUGACUGGGUUUGGGUUGGGUUUGGAUUAAUUUACCUUUAAUAAAGAUUAAAUGAAACCACGAAAAGGCUUUUAAGCACAGGAGCAACAAAGGCCAUAAACAAGUGCAAAUGAGAACCUGAGGCAACCUUGUGCAGCAACUAGAGCAAGCAAUGGAUUAAGAGGAGUGCUCAGAAAGGGAAAGACAACGGGAAAAUUCACCAAUAAAUAUAUGCGACCAGCACAUAUACCAGAAAGGGAAACAAUACACGCAUGUAGGUUUGGUGGCACUCCAUAGUGCAGUUACUGCACUGUGCGAAUUAAAGAAAGGUACAACGGGUUGGCUGGUAGGGUUUUCUGGGGACACCGUGGGAGAAGGGGGAGUGUUGUGAACGGGCCAGGCCUUCUGGAAGUGCUUUCUGUACAGAAUCAGCAAAGCGGUGCAGACGUCCAGCUCUCCACUCCCACUCCACUCUAGGGGAUUCCACAAAACCAUCCCUGGCAGCUCCGCCUUCCAAACCGCUCUGGCUUCAGGCACAGCUCCCAGGAGAACCUGGACCCGGGAGUAGGCGGGGCCAGAGGGAGGGGCGGGGCCGGGCGCCAGGUCCACGUUGGCGGUGCCCAGGCGGCCUCUGCAGCUCCAGGCAAGGGGCGGGGCUACGCUAGGGGCGGGGCUACGCUGGCGCCGGCCCGCAGUGAGGGGGCGGAGCUGUUGGUGGCCGGCGAGGGCGAGGGCGGGGCGGGCAGGACGCCAAGCUGCUGGCCGGGUUCUCCAGUCCUCGCGUCUGGCCGCCCGCUAGGCUUCUGCUCCUGUCUGUCUGUCUGUCUGUCGGUUGGCAGGGCCUGCGCCGGCCCGGGCCCAUGGCGGCGUCUGCGGCUCUGUCUGCGGCGGCGGCAGCGGCAGCCCUGUCGGGCCUGGCGGUGCGGCUGUCGCGCUCGGCCGCAGCCCGCAGCUCCUACGGCGCCUUCUGCAAGGGGCUCACGCGCACGCUGCUCACCUUCUUCGACCUGGCCUGGCGGCUGCGCAUGAACUUCCCCUACUUCUACAUCGUGGCCUCGGUGAUGCUCAACGUCCGCCUGCAGGUGCGGAUCGAGUGAGUGCCGCCGCAGCGCCAGUGGCCCGGGGGAAGGGUCGCCCCCCGCCCACCCGCCUGCCCUGGGUCAGGACGCCAGCAUGAAGGACAGCGGGGUGGCCGAGAGCCCCAGGGAUGCGGCGGGGGGCGGACGCGGGGCGGCCCGGGCCCCUCCACUCGAGACCUUCGCAGCAGGGGGACGGCCACCAAGCCCCGGCCCCAGUCGCAGCCCGACCCGGAUCGCGCAGAAACUCGCUAAACGGGCCCUUUCCACCGGGCACGAGAAACUAUUUGAGUUCGGCCGACCUGUUGCCUCUCCUUGGCCAAAGUGGGGAACCAGAAGGAAGGAAUUCUGCUGCAGCCACUUCAUCUGCCAGGCCCAGAGCAGAAAGGCAUUGGCGUUUGUAAGUGGUCACCCGGCUGCUCCUUCUGUGGCCUUGUCAAGAGUCUCAUCCCUGCCUACGGGCACCCCUGCCCUGGAGCUGCCUGGGGAGCAGCUGAGUGGACGGCCUGACCAGCAGGAGAGGAAGGGCCUUCCCGGCUCAGUCCCCCAUGCCCAGGAUCACAGAAGGAUAUCGUCGAGAUGGGCUAGGAUUGGUCCUGGGGGCCCAGGGCAUGCUGCUAACUGGUGUACCCAAAUGGCCAGGAGCAGCCCGAGGCCCCCAUCCCCGUUCCCACAUCUCUGGCACUGGUAGCUCGAGGCCCAUGUUCUCAGUUCCUGGAACUGAGAACUGCACCAGUCUGGCCAGCCCCAAGGCAGAGUGGCCCAGCCUCCUGCCAUCUGCCCUCCUCAGCUGCCCGCUGGAGCCAGGACCCGAAUGAAGACCUCUGGCUGCCUCACCCCGGGAUGAGGCUGGACGGUGGCUGCCAUGUGCCCCUGCGGUUGCCCACAGCCAGGGCCCGAUGGUGUGCUUCUUUGUGCCAAGUGUCCUGCUGGCCCUUCUCAUCCACCCAACCCUGUCCACCCUGGACGCCCUGUCAGCCUGCUGACCCCAUGCACAGACCUUGGGGCGCCUCUGAGGGACAAAAGUGACUCGGGGCUGCAGGAGCGCAGAGGGGGUGUGAGGAGCCUCCUUGGGUCUGACACUCAGAUGUGACCCUUUCCAGCCCUGAUCUCACCCUCUGGGUGACUAGAUGCCCAGCCCCAGCCUCUUCCUGGGCCAUCCAGGAAGGGAGGAGGAGGGCUCAUAACAGAGAGCGCGCGUGCGCACACACACACUGUGUGCGUGAGUUCCUGCGUGCACUGCUCCUGCGUGCGUGCUGCAUGGGCGGGGAUGGAGCUGUUGAGCAGGAGGAGCUUCUCUGGGCUCUGAGUCCUCCCUGUGCAAAUCGGGGGUGGAGGGUUCCAGCCAGGGCAAGGAGGCUGCUCUCCAACAGGGAGAAAUGAGCCUCAGGCGUCCCUGUCCUCAGAGGUCCCCACUGCAGAGAGCUCCAACCCCUGCAAAGGGCCACAUCUGCAUCUGCUUCAGCUAGAGCUGUGCUGGCCCCAAAGACUGGCCCUCCGCAUCUUGUUCCUGCCCCACUUUCUGGCCCAUCACACCAGGUGGUGGCCACGCCAGGUGGUGGCGUGUUGCAGCUUUCAUGCCUCCCCUCCCACCUCUCUCUGCCCCACCGGCCCUUGCUGCGUGAGGGGGUCUCCCUGCACUUUAUUUAUUUGCAGUCUGUUUUCCAGGCAGAGCUUCUGCAAAUUCCGACACCGACCAGAAUGACGUCCUUUCUGCGUGUGAUUCACUGUACUGGUCAGCACAGGCUGGUCGGAGAAAUGUUCUUGUUUCUGGUGUUGUCACGUCUUAUCGUUUGUCUGAGUUUAAAAAAAAAUAAGUCCUUGAUUCAGUAAACGACAAUCCCGA
Messenger RNA from Microcebus murinus (gray mouse lemur), 5030 nucleotides. NCBI's taxonomy places the organism in Eukaryota, Metazoa, Chordata, Mammalia, Primates, Cheirogaleidae. The record is from RefSeq and is a predicted model, not a curated record.